This is a messenger RNA of Coregonus clupeaformis (lake whitefish), 2308 nucleotides long. RefSeq names its product transmembrane protein 138. Gene Ontology annotation, cellular component: cilium. NCBI's taxonomy places the organism in Eukaryota, Metazoa, Chordata, Actinopteri, Salmoniformes, Salmonidae. The transcript has 4 exons. Bases 1226 to 1720 code for a protein of 164 amino acids. The record is from RefSeq and is a predicted model, not a curated record.
CAGUAGACACAUUUUAAAUGUAGGUGUAGAUGCAUGACGCGUUCGGAAUUCCGUGAUCAGAAGGCUAUGAUCAGAAUACUAAAGCUGCAUGAAUUGUUAAGUCUGGACACGGCCUUAUAGCUCUACAUCCACACAUGUCAUGUCACAUUUAGACCAGUUUAGGGUAUUCGUAUUUUGGGAAAUUAAAAACAGACUGAUUAAGAUGCGUAAGAUUGGACCACUCAGUGAUACUGUACUGGAUGUUCAUGCAACAUAGUCAUAUUAAGUAUUUUGAGUAACCCUUUGUGUGCGUGCGUGUGUACUUGUGUUUGGAAAACAGAUCUACGCUCCAGGUAGUGACAGUAAGAAGGGGAAUAGUUCACAGUGAAGAUUUCUCCACUCAGUGAAAUUCAACUUUUAAUCCAGGUCCUGACCUGUAAUUUGCCUGCUUGCCCUCCUGCCUGCCUGUCUAUGUAACAGUCUUUCCCCUUCAGUGACCUUGUGUAACACUACAAUAUGUAAAAACAAAGUUGGGUCAACCAAGACUAUUAAUCCCUCUCAUAUGUCUCCCUCUCACACAUUCUCCUUAUAAUAAUGUUUUUUAAACUCUGCCUGGAUCAUUUGAUUCUGCUGUUUAAGUUAUUACAGAUUGUAUUUUUACCACUGUAUAUUGUUUACUCUCUGCUCACUCCCUUUUUCUCUACUACAGAGUCUCUGUUGAAUAUAGCUGUGGAAUGGAUUUACAGCCAGUAGAAAGGUGAUGCGGGUAGAACACCAUAUUGGAAAGCGACUGUCAACUUUGCCUGUAGGUGUUCAAAGCUAACACCAUGCCAUAAGGAACUGUGUGCUGCAACAAUUUUACUGUGGGCUGGAACUAUUAUUUUGGGCUGGAAAGAGGACCCUCUCCACUUUCAACAUGCUGAUAGCUAACAAUAGCAUUUUCAGCGAGCUCUUCCAAUGUCUCUGGCCGAUAGCAGGCCUCCUCAAUCAGUGGAAUAGUCCUUAAUUAGGAACAACAAACCCACUACACCUGCAUCUGCUCUACAUAAACACAUAUAUUGGACACAUCAAGCUGCCGUGCAGAAGCUCAAGCCGGCAGCUGGCAGCUGGCACCUCUGCAUGUGUGCACCGGUGUCUGUAUAGUUAGUGUGUAUGUUUCCAAGUCUGCAUGUGUAUGUGAGUGUGCGCCACCUUGGAUCCUCCUUGGAGCCGCACACAGCCCGGGCGCCCAGCCUUCGGCCCGGAGAUGCUGCAGACCAACAACUACUCCCUGGUGCUGCUGAUCCAGUUGAGCCUGUUGACCUUUGACCUGUUCGUCAACUCCUUCAGCGAGCUGCUGAGGGCCGCGCCCGUCGUCCAGCUGGUGCUCUUCAUUAUCCAGGACAUAGCCAUCCUGUUUAACCUGAUCAUCAUUCUGCUGAUGCUGUUCAACACCUACGUGUUCCAGGUGGGCCUGGUGUCCUUGCUGCUGGAACGCUUCAGGGCCCUGCUGCUGCUCUCUGCCCUCUAUCUGACCCUGAGCAUCUCCCUACACUCCUGGAUCAUGAAUCUACGCUGGCUAAAAUCGAACCGCUAUGUGUGGACUGAUGGUCUCCAAGUGAUUUUUGUCUUCCAAAGAAUAGCGUCCGUGUUGUACUACUACUUCUACAAGCGCACCACAGAGUACCUGGGUGACCCUCGGCUCUAUGAAGACUCGCCUUGGCUCAGAGAUGCCUUUGCCAAUGCCAGGGCCCGCCAGUGAGCAAAGAGCAGUGUGUGGAGAUGAAACUGGUAUGGACAGAUCCAAAAUAGACCCCUCCCCGUCCCCCGGACACAGAGAGACACUGCUACGUGCAGAGCUGAAAUAGACGCUACAGUGCACAGUCCUGGGCUUAUAUGGAGGGAAGAACCAGAGGGAAGACCUCUGUGCUCUAUCAGACAUGGGUAAACUUUAACAAGGAGGGUGAAAAAUGAGAUUCUGCUUGGAUACAGCAAGCCACUUGUACUGUAAGAGGCAAACUGGUUUAGGGCCUUGAUUAAUGGACAGAAUGUUAUACCAAGAUGACUGUGAUGCUAAAAUGUGGGAACUCAUAGUUUGAUGUGACAUUGACACAACAAGUAGUAUUUUUUUCCACACUUUGAAACCUUGUGACUGGGUUUGUCUGUGUUAUUUAGCUAUCAAUGCAAUUAUUGUCUUUGUUGUUUUUUAUGUGGGAUGAUUUGUGAGUUUGUGUGCCAGAUUUUCUUGUGAAGAUGACUGGAAAGAAAAACAAUGUUUUAUGUGUUUAAAAUGCUUACUUUUGUCCUGCUUUUUGUACAAAUGUAUUAAACAAAACCCAGACGAUGCACA